CGAGGGGGUGUUGCCUCUAUCUGGCCAUAUUGAAAGGAGUGCGAGUGUUGUGUGAUGUGCAGAGCAGGUCAAGCCGAAGACACAUCAUUCUUGCGACCAUGGCGGCCAACGAGAUGGAUGUUUCCGCAAAUGAGGAUAAGCGAAACCUGGAGCUUGGAGGCCAUGUGGGGUUUGACAGUCUUCCAGAUCAGCUGGUCAGCAGAUCUGUUGCGCACGGAUUCUGUUUCAACAUCCUCUGUGUAGGUGAGACAGGAAUAGGAAAAUCAACAUUAAUGAACACACUUUUCAAUACAACAUUUGAAAAUGACGAAGCCAGCCACUAUGAGAGUGAGGUACAUCUGCGCCCCCAAACAUAUGAUCUGCAGGAGAGCAAUGUCAACCUCAAGCUCACCAUUGUGCACACUGUUGGGUUUGGAGACCAGAUCAACAAAGAAGAAAGCUAUAAACCCAUUCUUGAGUACAUUGAUGCCCAGUUUGGAAAGUACCUUGAAGAGGAGCUAAAAAUAAAGCGGUCCCUGUUUAAUUUACACGACACAAGGAUCCACAUCUGCCUGUAUUUCAUCGCUCCCAACGGACACUCCCUGAAGUCUCUGGAUCUAGUUACAAUGAAGAAACUGGACAGCAAGGUGAACAUCAUCCCUGUUAUUGCAAAGGCAGACACAGUAUCCAAGAUUGAGCUGGACAAGUUGAAGAUUAAGAUUAUGAGUGAGCUGGUCAGCAAUGGAGUGCAGAUAUAUCAGUUCCCUACAGAAGACGAGGCUGUCGCAGAGAUCAACUCCUCUAUGAAUUCUCAUCUUCCUUUUGCUGUGGUGGGAAGUGUAGAAGAUGUUAAAGUAGGAAAUAAGAUGAUGAAAGCAAGACUGUAUCCCUGGGGAUCAGUACAAGUGGAGAAUGAAAACCAUUGUGAUUUUGUGAAGCUGAGGGAAAUGCUACUGCGUGUCAACAUGGAGGAUCUUCGGGAGCAAACACAUGCUCGACAUUAUGAGCUGUACCGUCGCUGCAAGCUGGAAGAGAUGGGCUUCAAGGACACAAACCCGGACACCCACUCGUUCAGCCUCCAGGAAACAUAUGAAGCCAAGAGGAAGGAGUUCCUUUCGGAGCUGCAGCGUAAAGAGGAAGAAAUGAGACAGAUGUUUGUCAACAAAGUGAAGGAGACAGAAGCAGAGCUGAAAGAAAAGGAAAAAGAGCUUCAUGAGAGGUUUGAGCAGCUCAAGCGGAUGCACCAGGAAGAAAAGAAGAAUUUGGAGGAGAAAAGACGAGAGCUAGAGGAGGAGAUGAAUGCCUUCAAUAGGAGAAAGGUUGCAGCUGAGACACUGAUGGGACAGGCACUCCAAGGCUCCUCACAGCAGCCCUUCAAGAAGGACAAGGACAAGAAGAAUUGAUUUAUGGAUUAAACAUCCAGGGAAACCAGGACUGUGUCUACCAUCAGUAUGGACAAAAGAGAAUGAUCACAUUUGACAUUACUCAGUGACGCAGUGACUGUGCAAGUAUGUGAGCCUGAUUAAUGCGUUGGCUAUCAGCCACUCUCUACUUAUGGAUCAAAAAGGCAGCUUUGCUGAGAGUAUUUAAUACUGACUCUGUUAGACACACAAUAACACAUCCAGGGGCUGUUUUCAUAACAUGUUGCUUCUGUUAUUUCCUAUUCUUUCUAUAUGUGUCAACUCCUGUUGUAAAUUUAAGUUUGUUUCUCAGUGAGACACUGUUAGGACUUAAUGGAAAGAGGAGACUGUUAUUGACUGAACUGAAGUGAUGAUUCAAUGUAACAUUAUGUAAUAACACGGAGUGAGCAUUUGUGUUUUCAUACAUGCAAGCAUUUACAAAUUGAGUAGGCUCCAGCAGGGUUUUUAAUACAGAGUCUCUAAAAUUGUAUAAAAAUUAUAUUUUUAUUGCUGGUAGCUGGAGGUAAGAUUAUUUUGUUGUCCAACCACCAUUCUAUGCAAAGUUAUAAUGCAAAUAAUUAUUUACAACGAGUCUGGAAAUGAGAAAAUACCUUAAUUUACAUUCAAAUAAAUAAUGACAGUGGAAAACCAAAUAGAGCUUUGGUUCAUCUGUCGGUCAGCCAAACCCAUUCCUGUUCAGUUCUCUCAGUUCUCUGGGACUUCUCCUCAAAUCCAUCAUUUGUAUGAUUGAAAGCAUCUCAUAUUUCACCUGUUGUCAUCAUUAUUUUGUUUAUUAAGAGCGGUGUUUCUGUGAAAGCGCUCAUUCAAGUUUCAGUUUUGAUUUUGCUACAGUCAGUGGCAGCAAAAAAAGAUAAUAAAAUGCUUAUUAAACAUUAUUACUUGAACUAAAUAUUAUUAAUAUGUAUCUCGUUGAGGCUUGUCUAAUGCCCUUGAUGAAUAUGUAGGGUUGAUGGUUCAGAUAAAUGACAUGCUUUUUUAUUUUUUGCUUUUCCUUUUCAUAGCUUCUUUAGUCUUCCAUCUGCGUGUUCCUUAACCUCAGGAAGGAAUUUGAAUUAGAAGACUUUCUACCACAUCAAAAGAUUACAGACUAACAAUCAAGUGUAUUAUUUUUACAAUGUGAAUUAACAGUUUUAUAGAAAUUCAUUUAAUGCUACUGGAAGUUAGUCAGUCUGAAGUCUUCCAUGUCUACUAAAUGCUCCUCUAAGUUUUUAUGCAGCACUCUGUAUAGCAUGGGCUCUGCAUGGCUCCUAACCUUCAUUCCUAAAAGUAUAAAAUAAUCUUCAUUGCCAGAUUUUCUGUUUCUGCACUUAAUAUGCUAAUUUCCUUUAUCUGUCAUAUUACACUUGUAAUUUUUGAUGACAGUACUCACAGUGAAAUAUAUAUUAUUAAAGUGACAUGAUAUUGCUGUUAAAGGAUGUAUGGAUUAUACAUUAUAUUGUGAUUUAUAAGCACUUUAAAUCAUAUAUUAUCAUUAAUCAUUAUAAAAGGUGUACCGUUGUACUUACAUGUCAGCCCCUAUGUUGUAUCUAAAAUAGGCCUGUGUACUGAUAAUUAUUUCACAGUUUUAAACUGGAAAAACUAUAUAUGUUGUUGGAUGUAUGUAAAUUCAGGAUUCAAUCUCUUGAUGUCAGUAGAUCUAUAUAAUGGGUCUGUGUGGGCCUUCUUAUAGAUUUGUAUAUCCUGAUGUAAUAAAAAGUUGCUUUAUUGAUAACGUGUCCUGUUCUCUCCAUAAUUAGCCUGUUUUAUUUUUAGACAGAUAAAUCUUAAGACGUGAUAGAUCGAGUUAAGUGCUGAUCUCACCAGGUUCCUGUUCCUUCCAGAUUGUUCCAGAAAUCUGACAAUUACGUCCAAUUUAAAGGGGAAGUUGGACGUUGGAAUUAUACGUAGUUAGUGAAAACAAUAUGAUUUUUUUUUUACAAAUCAUGAGCAAUUUUCUGGAAAAUCUGUUAAAGACUACUGUUUUCCCUCUCUCCUGCAAUGUUUUACACUUUUCUUGGCCCCUAUUAUUGAAUGCAGUACUCAUGAAAAAGCUUAACUGUUUCGAUUGAUGUUGAGUCCAUUGUGCUAUUUAUUGUUGAUUCAAAAUAUUUUAAUAAGGAUAAGUAUCAUAUGAUUUUAUUGGCAAAAUAAUAAGAGAAGACGCAAUUUUUGACCAUGUCCCGCCUCUUUACCUACGAUUGGUCUUGCAGUAUGCAAAGGGCGGGACU
Monopterus albus (swamp eel) is the source of this 3607-nucleotide messenger RNA. Its product is annotated as septin-8-A-like. Lineage: Eukaryota; Metazoa; Chordata; Actinopteri; Synbranchiformes; Synbranchidae. The record is from RefSeq and is a predicted model, not a curated record. Gene Ontology annotation, molecular function: GTP binding. The coding region runs from base 99 to 1382 and encodes 427 amino acids. The transcript is spliced from 10 exons.